AUGAUGAAGCUGCUUUCUUUCCUUUUGGUUGCACUGGCGGCAAGCAAUGUCCACAGCUUUUCACCGAUGCUGGGAACUAGCCGUUCCGUGGUUCGAAGCGAAACUACAUCGCUUCAGAUGGCCAAGGGCUUUGGAGCUGAGAAGACGCCAAAGCGAGAAAAAUCUGCCGGGCAAACGAAGCGUGAUUCUGAGGCAGCCAAAUAUGACGAGCUUGCGGCAUCUGGGGGUCAAGAGUACCUUGUCUAUGUGCGACAAUUCGGUUCUGACGACCAAUCUUGGUUCCCAUGUGGUUCCAUCGCCGUGCCCCGAGGUGCUCAAGUGACAGACGCAAUCUACGCCAACGAAGAAGCCCUGAAAGUUGCCAUUAUGCGAACGUAUCCCAAACUGGAAGGACUUGAGCAGGAAUUCGAAUUUGGAUACAACCUGAAAAUUUACCCAGACGACCCAGUGGAAGUGGCUGCGAAGGGUGGAAAAAAGACUGAGGGUCUCUCCGUUGGCAACUGGCUGUCGCUUUUGCUUUCUCCCGUUGACGCAUCGCAAUCAAAGCCGCCAUCAAGCUAA
Seminavis robusta is the source of this 561-nucleotide messenger RNA. The record is from the annotation of a GenBank genome assembly. Lineage: Eukaryota; Bacillariophyta; Bacillariophyceae; Naviculales; Naviculaceae.